UUCCUCGACUGGACUUUAGUGCCCUCUAGCGGUGCGCUCCAAAAAGGAAAGUUCCUGCGUUGCCUAUUUUGUGACAUAAUGGAUAGAUGGAUUUAGCCAUUUUAGCCUCAGAAAUGCCUUUACAAGUAGUCAGUCAUCAUGUAAAACGCAGGAUGCUACAUAGACUGAUAUAACAUGUUUUCUUUUUAGUGUUAAAAAUGAUAAACGUGUUCCUGUCCAUGUAACUUGCAAUUCAGCACCAUGGACAGAUCUGCACUGCAGUCAUUACAAAAGAUAGCAGCAAAUACGCCAAAAGUAGCUCCAUUCAAACAACUCUUUUGAUCACUUUAGUCCCGGGAUCUUUUCCUUCUUUACCUCCCUACUUCUUUUUCAUAUCUAUAAUUUAAACUCAUGGUAAAAUACGCCAUGCACAAGCUUUCAUAGGUGAAAGAUGAAACAAAUCAAAGGAAAAUAUCUUAAAUAAAAAUUAAAUCCACGUUUAAAAUAUGUUCAGAGACGCAGUCCCAUCUCUGAUUAAAUUAUUUUUUGUACCUAUAUUAUUUACCAUUAAACAUGUUUACCGCUAAAAGAAAUUAUUUAAUAGUGAAUGGCUAUUCCGUAUUGAAAAAAAGAUAUAUUGGUGUUAACAAAAUGCGCUGUUGCAUUUAACAGAUUUUAAGGUUGAGUCAUUCCCAUAGUCAUUCGUCACGUUACAAAGCAAAGCUGUAAGCAGAGCAGUGUGGCCACCGAGCGGCGACUUUUGAGAACUACAUGCUGGCAGGUUUUCAGGGGAAAUAGAAGGCGAGCUCAUCUUCGUCCUUAUCUCCCCCGCCCUCCUGCGGUGCUCGGUGGUGGAGAAGCGCAUCAGGGGCGGUAACGCAACGCGGGGCUCGGUCGCAGCUCGGCAUCAAAUUAAACAGGGAAAAUCGCUCUAAAUACAUCCGUCGAGGACCGUUCACUAGGCCGCAAUGGGGAACCGGGGCAUGGAGGAUCUGAUCCCCCUGGUGAACCGCAUGCAGGAUGCCUUCUCCGCAAUCGGCCAAAAUGCAGACCUGGACCUGCCUCAGAUCGCCGUCGUGGGCGGACAGAGUGCGGGGAAAAGCUCCGUGUUGGAGAACUUCGUGGGCAAGGAUUUUCUUCCACGUGGCUCUGGCAUCGUGACUCGUCGUCCUUUAGUUCUGCAGCUGAUGAACGCUCCCACGGAGUACGCUGAGUUCCUGCACUGUAAGGGAAAAAAGUUCACAGAUUUUGAUGAGGUUCGUCAGGAGAUCGAGGCUGAGACUGACCGUAUAACAGGCGCCAACAAGGGCAUUUCCUCCGUUCCUAUCAAUUUGCGAGUGUAUUCCCCUCACGUGCUCAAUCUGACACUGGUGGACUUGCCUGGCAUGACCAAAGUGCCCGUGGGCGACCAGCCGGCUGACAUUGAGACUCAAAUUCGGGACAUGCUGCUGCAGUUUGUCACCAAGGACAACUGUCUGAUGCUGGCCGUUUCGCCGGCCAACUCGGAUCUGGCCAACUCGGACGCUUUAAAGAUUGCCAAAGAGGUCGACCCUCAGGGUAUGAGGACCAUUGGCGUUAUUACUAAACUGGACCUCAUGGACGAGGGUACGGAUGCCAAGGACAUUCUGGAGAAUAAGCUGCUUCCGCUCAGACGAGGCUACAUCGGUGUGGUCAACCGAAGCCAAAAGGACAUCGAUGGAAGGAAAGACAUCACAGCUGCCCUGGGUGCAGAGAGGAAGUUCUUUCUCUCUCACCCUUCCUACAGGCACCUAGCUGACCGCAUGGGCACGGCGUACCUGCAGAAAAUCCUGAACCAGCAACUCACCAACCAUAUCCGGGACACGCUGCCGGCUCUGCGGGCCAAGUUGCAAAGCCAGCUCCUUUCCAUCGAGAAGGAAGUGGAGGAGUACAAGAACUUUAGGCCCGACGAUCCGUCUCGCAAGACCAAGGCUCUGCUUCAGAUGGUGCAGCAGUUCUCUGUGGAUUUUGAGAAGUGCAUCGAGGGCUCCGGGGACCAGAUCGACACUGCCGAGCUGUCUGGCGGCGCCAAGAUCAACCGCAUCUUCCAUGAGCGCUUCCCCUUCGAGUUGGUCAAGAUGGAGUUUGAUGAAAAGGAGCUCCGCAAGGAGAUCAGCUACGCCAUCAAGAACAUCCACGGCAUCAGAACUGGUCUCUUCACUCCGGAUAUGGCCUUUGAGACCAUUGUGAAAAGGCAGAUUGGGAAGAUUAAAGAGCCUUGCACCAAAUGUGUGGAUAUGGUCAUGUCUGAGCUAGUCAAUACUGUUAGACAGUGUACCAAAAAGCUGGCCCAGUACCCGAUGCUGAGAGAAGAGAUGGAGAGAAUUGUCACGCAGCACAUCAGAGACAGAGAGAGUCACACCAAACACCAGGUGCUCCUGCUGAUCGAAAUCGAGUUGUCCUACAUGAACACCAACCAUGAGGACUUCAUCGGCUUUGCCAAUGCCCAGCAGAGGAUCAACCAGAUGAACAAGAAGAAGGCGGCUGGGAAUCAGGAUGAGAUCAUGCCGGAGAGAGGAGUUAACGAUCGGUUCAAGGUGAUCCGAAAGGGGUGGCUGACCAUUAACAACAUUAGCAUCAUGAAAGGUGGAGCCAAGGAGUACUGGUUUGUCCUCACUGCAGAGUCGCUGUCCUGGUACAAGGAUGACGAGGAGAAGGAGAAAAAGUACAUGCUGCAGGUGGACAACUUGAGGCUGCGGGAUGUCGAGAAAGGCUUCAUGUCUAGCAAGCACAUUUUUGCCCUAUUCAACACCGAGCAAAGAAAUGUGUACAAGGACUACCGGCAGCUGGAGUUGGCCUGCGAGAGUCAGGAAGACGUGGACGCGUGGAAGGCCUCGUUCUUGCGAGCCGGCGUGUACCCUGAACGUGUCACGGAAAAGGAAGGAAAGAGCGACACGGGUGACGAAAACGGCUCUGACAGUUUCAUGAACAGCAUGGACCCCCAGCUGGAGCGUCAGGUGGAGACCAUCCGCAACCUGGUCGACUCCUACAUGGCCAUCGUCAACAAAACAGUCCGCGACCUGAUGCCCAAGACCAUCAUGCACCUUAUGAUUAAUAACUGUAAAGAGUUCAUAAAUGCUGAGCUGCUGGCCCAGUUGUACUCGUGCGGUGACCAGAACACACUGAUGGAGGAAUCUCAGGAGCAGGCGCAGCACCGUGACGAAAUGCUGAGGAUGUACCACGCCCUGCGAGAGGCACUCCUCAUCAUUGGUGACAUCAGCACGACCACCAUCACCACAGCUAUGCCGCCACCUGUGGACGACUCGUGGCUACAGGUCCAGCGGAGUGGCUCUGGAGGAAGGUCUCCAGCCACUAGUCCGACUCCAAAUCGCAGGGCGCCCCCAGCUCGUCCUGGUUCCCGUGGGCCUCCUCCUGCCGGGGGACCCCCAGUCCCGUCCCGCCCUGGGGCUUCUCCAGACCCUUACAGCGGGCCACCACCCACAGUGCCCUCUCGCCCAAACCGUGCACCCCCGAGUGUGCCCAGGGGCAUGUGAAGACACCCGGACGGGGGCGUACAGGAGUCGGAGACCCCCACCUUCACCGACCCACUAGACCUCCAAGCUCCUUCCUCCUACCCUUCUUCUGUCUCUCCUCUUUGGGCCGACGACAUUACCUUCUUGUCUUCUGCGGUGGUGGCUCCAUCUUCUUGCUCCUACUUCCAUCCCUCAAACAGUACCACCUGUCAACAAUGCACAAAUUCCUAGACUUACCUGUUGCAUGGCCCACUAUAACACACAGAUCCCCAUUAAAAUAAUGUGAAUAUAUUAUAGACUGUGUAUGACAUUGUCAUGCACACAUAAAGCCAAGUUAGCCUCUGUAUCGUAAAACUAAAAUCAAGCAAAACUACUCACUGACCUGACGGAACGCUAAGUGAUCUUUCGUACAUACCUGCUGCAUGACCCACAUUAUCAAACAGGCUCCAUUGAAAUGAACUGUGAAUAUAUUAUACAGUGUGUAUGACAGGGGUGGCAUUUUUCUUUAGCAAACAAGUUGUCAUACUUGCAUAACAACAAUUAUAACUCACCAGACUGAUGAAGGGAAAUCUCAGAUGGAAUAGGGAUGGGAUAAGAAACGUUUAUAAGCAAGCCAUUUUACCCAUUAUGCAGUUGUAUGCUAAUUAGGUUAGCAUCGGUUUGGUAUAAAAAUAAUUUGUGUAGUACUAGUAAGUCUUGUGGGCAGAUCACUUUCCAUAAAUCACUAUAAGGGCCAUUUCUGGUUCCAUGGUUAUCAUCACACUUUUCCUGUGGGCCAUCACUGGUACUAAUACAUAGAAAAGGCCAAAGAAAAAAGCAAAACAAACAAUUUUCUCUUGUAGAUAAUGGUUUGCUGGAGUCACACAUGAUGUUGGCUUGAACUCUGUUGUAGGAAUGGAUGACCAUUACUAUGACAUCAUCUUUGCAUGACAUCCUCUGACCAUAUAUGGUUGUCUGACAUGCUCUCUUCUUGAUCUGCACAGCAGGCCAACAAAGGGGCGCUGUUCGAACUCUAGAAGACACCUCACACCCCUUCUUUUUCCAUCACUCUUCAUCCAUCAUCUACCACUCACUCAGUCCAUAUUUCUUGCACAGAAGCUAUGCAAUGCAGGAAGUC
Molecule: messenger RNA, 4587 nt
Organism: Syngnathus typhle (broad-nosed pipefish)
Lineage: Eukaryota; Metazoa; Chordata; Actinopteri; Syngnathiformes; Syngnathidae
Gene: dnm1a
Product: dynamin 1a
Exons: 24
Coding region: 948-3491 (847 amino acids)
Cellular component (GO): microtubule; membrane; cytoplasm
Molecular function (GO): GTPase activity; microtubule binding; GTP binding
Source: RefSeq, a predicted model, not a curated record